AUGGCGGCGUUCAUGGCACUGGCGAUGUUUCCAGCGUGUCUGCGCCCGUCGGAGGCGGGGAACUUGCUCGAGAGGGACCUGGCGCCGCCGUCGGCGUCGCCCCGUUUCUUCGCGAUGAACUUCCACCCCGGCGAGCGCGGCAAGGCAGGCGAGGUCAGGCUCUCCGAGGAGUCGAUCAUGCUGGACUCCAUCGUGGCAGAGAGGCUCGGGGAAGCGCUCCAGGCGGCCAGGGGCGGGACCCCGCCGCAGCCGCUGUUUGCCAGCUGCGACGCGGGGGGCCCUCUCACGAUCGCCCGCGUCGCCAGCGGUCUUUGCCAGAGGUGCAGGGGCGAGGCAGGCGCUGGCAUCGAGGUGGCCUUCCAGCCGUCCACCGCGAACGCGGAGUGUCUCGCCGCCGAGCUGCCCGACUCCAUGGGCCCAAAGGUCCUCUACGCCGCAUCGGCGAUCGCCGCGGACACGCUGCAGGAGGGCCUGGGCGCGCGCGGGCUCCAGGUCGAGCGCCUGGACACCUACACCACCCGCCCCGUGGCCAGCCCGUCCGCCGAGCUGCUCGCGCAGAUGGCCUCGACGGACGUCGUGACCUUCGGCUCCCCGAGCGCGGUGCGGGCCGUGGGCUCCUUCGGAGCCCCUCGCGCCGUGGAGCGUGGGAAGCAGCGCGGCGCCCACGGAUUUCCGUGGGGGCUGCAGGGAUAA
Messenger RNA from Prorocentrum cordatum, 693 nucleotides. The record is from the annotation of a GenBank genome assembly. NCBI's taxonomy places the organism in Eukaryota, Dinophyceae, Prorocentrales, Prorocentraceae.